AUGAGCCUUAACCCGAACGGCUCUCAGCCGCAGCAUGAGACAGAAGAAAUCUCAUCUCGUGAUCCUUCUGUCGUUGUUGGCUGUCGUAAAUCGGAGCUCGCACUCACCCAAACUCGGACUAUCAUAUCAGAGUUGAAACAAAAGCUCGAACCCUGCCCGACAUUUGAGAUUGCCACAAGCAGUGUCGUUGGCGAUGCAGAUAAGCAGACUCCCUUCAUCCUCCUCUCUAAGCAGACCGGUGGAUCAGACGUUGGCAAAAGCCUAUGGACCAAUGGUCUUGAAAAGGACUUGGCAGCUGGCAAGGUCCAAUUUCUUAUCCAUUGUUUAAAGGACAUGCCGACAAUGCUGCCACCGAAUUUUCUCCUUGGAGCUAUUCCUGAGCGUGAGGACUGUUCCGAUGCUGUCGUAAUGAGAUCCGACUCGGUUUUCAAAUCUAUCGAUCAAUUACCACCUGGCUCCGUAGUUGGAUCGAGCUCUUCGAGGAGGAGAGCUCUAGUUCGACGAAACUGGCCUCAUUUAGAGAUACUAGAAUGUCGCGGGAACUUAGAUACCCGCCUUGCUAAGCUUGAUGCACCUGAUUCGCCAUUUUCUUGUAUUCUCUUGGCGACCGCUGGCCUACUACGCCUAGGACUCGGCCAUCGAAUCACGCAACGACUUGAGCCUACCGUAUUCCCUUAUGCGGUUGGGCAAGGCGCACUCGGUAUCGAGCUCAACACAGACCAUCAAGACAUCCUGCAACUUGUCCAACAUGUCGACCAUAAACCGUCGAGAUGGCGCGGUAUGGCAGAGAGGGCGAUGCUUCGCAGUCUUCAAGGAGGAUGUUCGUCUUCAAUUGGCGUUUGGUCUUCUUUUGAGCCUCUGGAAGGAAACGAUCUGGCAGACACAGCCCAUGAUAGCGGCACCCUUCGUCUGCGAGCUACCGUUAUCCAUAUAGAAGGAACGUCAGAUAUAUCUUCUGAAGAUGUUACCACUGUCCAGUCCGACGACGAUGCAGAGCAACUCGGUAUCUCAGUUGCGAACAUGUUGCUUAGCAAGGGGGUGCGCGAUCUAUUGCCAGAACAUGUAUAA
Penicillium hordei is the source of this 1068-nucleotide messenger RNA. RefSeq lists its product as uncharacterized. The coding region runs from base 1 to 1068 and encodes 355 amino acids. Gene Ontology annotation, biological process: heme biosynthetic process. The transcript is spliced from 2 exons. NCBI's taxonomy places the organism in Eukaryota, Fungi, Ascomycota, Eurotiomycetes, Eurotiales, Aspergillaceae. Gene Ontology annotation, molecular function: hydroxymethylbilane synthase activity. The record is from RefSeq and is a predicted model, not a curated record. Gene Ontology annotation, cellular component: cytoplasm.